GAGCGCGGCAGAGCCAGGAGCCCGCCAGCCCGCCAGCCCGCCAGCCAGGGAAGCGGCGCCCCAGUCGCGCAGCCCAUGAAGGGUGGCCAGGCCCGGCGGGGUCCCCCCUGCCGCCACUCCGGCGCCGGACGGCAACUGCCGCGCAAGAUGUGAGCCGGUCGUGAGGCGGCGGCGGCGGCCGAUCUCUCCCCUGCCUGCCUGCCUGCCUGCCUGCCUGCCUGCCGGUGGCGCGGACUCUCUCGGCCGGCCGGCCGGCCGGGAUGCCUCGUUGAGGAUCUAGUCAGCCGGGACUGGAGCCACAGAGUCGCAGGCACCGGCGGGAUGUUCGCGCUGGAUCCGUUCGACCCACACGGCGGCGGCGGCGGCGGCGGCGGCGGCUCAGGCAGGAGCGGGGUGCCGGGCGAGCGGGGCGGCGGCUUUGGGCCGGGCGCGGGCUCCCAGUUCAAGCCGUCGCCCUUUCACGGCGGAAGCAGCGGCGGCGGUGAAGCGGCGGCCGUCAAUGCCCUGGGCGAGUCCUCUUCGACCCUGCUGGCCAUGAACCUGACCUUGUCCGGGGAGGGCUAUGGCGCUUUCCACGGCCCCCGCGGCGGCCCUCCGGAGUUGGGCCCGGCCCAGCCGAUCCACGGAUUCUUCGGCAGCCCGCCGCCUGGCCCGGCCGCGCACCACCAGACCCAACCCCCGGUCUCGCACUUCGGCGGUGGCUUCGGGCCCGAACCCAGCGCCUCCUGCCUGCACGGCGGCCGCCUCCUCGGCUAUUCGGGAGGCCAGCAGACGUUCGCGGCGGACGGCGGCUACGAGCAGCAUCUGGCGGACGGCCAGGCGGGCGGGGAUGGCUUCGGACAGCAGAGGGCGGGACCCCUCCAGGACUUCCAGCCGCCGCCGCCGCCGCCGCAUCAUCUUCACAAUCCCGGCGUGCCGGCCCCGUGCCUGCCGCUGGACCAGUCGCCUAAUCGCGCUGCCUCCUUCCACGGCUUGCCGGGAGCCGCCUCCUCAGAACCGCACGGCCUGGACUCGCAGAGGCGGCUGCCUAGCCAAGGAGCAGCCGCGGUGGAUGCCCUGGAAUAUAGUUACCCGAACAGCGAGAACCAUUUCGACUUGCCCGUUUUCUCGUCGUCAGAGGCCGAGGGGCAGCUGCCGCAGUACGGCUCCGGACGACAGGCGGCUCCGCCGGGAGGCAGCAAUUUCCCUGGGCACUCGGCGGCCUUGCCCCGAGCGCCGGGCUCCCUAGGGAAGGUGCCCAGCCAACAGCCCCCUCACGGCGUCUUCUUCGAUCGGUUCGGCGGCGCUCGCAAAAUGUCUCUGGGGCUGGAGCCGGGCCUGGGCGCCGGAAGGCACCACCUGGUUCAGCAACAGCCGCCGCCCCCGGCUCUCCUGGCCAGGCAGAAUUCCUGCCCGCCGGCGCUGCCGCGGCCACAGCAAUGCCCAGAGGGAAGCGCCGCCAACGCCAACCUGCAAGACGGCGGGGGCCCGAUUUUGCCGGCGCAGCACGGCCAGUUCGAGUAUCCCAUCCACCGGCUGGAGAACCGGGGCCUGCAGCACCACCCCCACCACCCGCAGCAGCAGCAGCAUCCCUACGGCCCGGCAGAGCCGCUUUUCAACGUGGCCCACCAGCACCAGCAGCCCCAGCAGCCGCCCAACCAGCGAUUGCAGCACUUCGACGCGCCCCCCUACGUGAACCUCCCCAAGAGGCCCCGUUUUGAUUCGUGGAGCGGCGGCGGCGGCGCAGGCAUGCACGGGGCAGCCGCCUUGGAGAGCCACCUGUCGCCCUCCGCGGCCUAUCCUGGCCUGCCGGGGGACUUCACUCCGCCGGUGCCUGAGCAUUUUCCGCCGCCGCCGCCGCCGGGCUCGGAUCCCCAGGCGGCUCUGCAGCAGCGCCAGAACGCGGCGCUGAUGAUCAAGCAGAUGGCGGCCACCCGCGGCCAAUCUCAGCGCCUCCGUCCACCCGGCCUGCAGCAGGUCGGGCACCAUCAACAUCCUCACGCUGCCGGCGGCCACGGCCAUCACCAGUCCCCGCACCAACACCCGGGCGAAGCCGCUUUCGAGGCGCAGGAAGGUGCUUGGUUCCCGCCGCCUCAUCCUCCGGCGGGCAGCGGAGAUUUGCUGUUCCGACCGGGAAUGGGCGGGUUGCAGGAGCCGCCGCCGGCCCUGCGGAUGUCCUCCGGGGGCGAAGGACACGUCCCCUCGCCAGGCGGCCUGCAAGGUCAGUUCGGCUUGAGCCCGCCGUCGGAGAGGCGGCCGAGCCACCCCGACUUCGCAGCGCAGGCGCAAAGCUUUCCUUUUGGGGGCCCCAGCCGCCAGGCCACCCCGCACAGCGCGUCGCCCGGGUCCUUUGGGCCGCCGACGGACUUCCAGAGCUCUGCGCCCCCUCCGUCGCAGCCCCGGCCCUCUCCGGCCAGCAGCAAGCUGGGCGCGCUCUCGCUAGGCUCUUUCCCAAAAGGGGGUGUCGGGGCGCCGCCCGGGAGCGCGGGCCCCAAGGAGAGCAGCGGCCUCUUCGGACAGAGCUGCCUGGCAGCGCUCUCCACCGCCUGCCAGAACAUGAUCGCCAGCCUGGGUGCGCCCAACCUCAACGUCACCUUCGGCAAGAAGGGCGCGCCCGCGGGGGUGGGCGGUGGGGCCGGCGGAGAGGGCGCCAAGCGGAACAAGCUUAGCCCCGCAGAGACUCCCGAAACAAACGGCGCAGGGCCGCAGCCUCCCCUCCCGGCCGCGACGGUUCCUGCGGGCGAAAACGGCCUCUCCCCCAAUUACUCCCCUGGAUCGGGCCCCGAGGCCAAAGCGGGAAGCGGACGAGGCAGGGGACGCAGGAAACGGGACAGCGGCCACGUCAGCCCAGCCGCCGGGGCGACUGGCGGCUUCUUUGAGAAGUAUGGCCCGACGGCGGGCGUCGAGAGCGGCAGCCCCGGACAAGGCGGGGAGCGAAGCGGCGGCGGCACCCCCCAUCUUCACGAGCCGCCCAAGGCGUUGAGUUCCCCGCCUUCUACCUGGGCCAAGGGCGGCGGCGACCUCCUUCUCCAGCCUCCCGCAGAGCAGGCCGAUCUCCUUCCCUCCCUGGACCAGGCUGAAUCCUGCUCCCCGCGCGGCGGCGGCGGCGGCGACUUCCCCGGCGAGGCGGAAAACGAGGAUGAGGUGUCUUCCAGCUCCGACAACCAGGGAGCCAAAGGGUGUCCCGCCGGGCGCAGCCCUCUUCAGCCGCCGGGCCGCCCGGUCGACCACCCGCUCCUGAAUGGACAGAAGCCGUCGGCGCUGGCUCAGCUGGGCCUGCACGGCGGCGGCAGCACGGCUACCUCCAGCCCUGAGAGCUACGGCGCCGGGCCCCCCGGGCCGGUGCAGGAGGAGAUUCACCCGCUGGAGAUCCUGCAAGCGCAGAUCCAGCUGCAGCGUCAGCAGUUCAGCAUCUCCGAGGACCAGCCGCUGGGCCUCAAAAGCGCCAAGAAGGGCCCCGAAGGCUCGGGCGGGGGCCAGAACGGGGACAGCGGCGAACUGAGCAGCUGUUGCGAGGGCGCCGGAGCCAAGGGCGCGGUGAGCACCAUCGACCUGGAAUCUCUGAUGGCCGAGCACUCCGCCGCGUGGUACCUGCCCGGAGACAAAGCCCUCCUGGACGGGGAGCCCGACGAGAAGGUCCUGGUGCCUUGGGAGAAAGCGAAGGCGCCCACGGCCGGCAAGGAAGCCCACGACCUCCCCUCAAGCAAGGCCUUGGCUCCAGCACAGACGGGCAGCCACUUGCAGUGUCUCUCUGUCCACUGCACGGAUGACAUGGGUGAUGCCAAGGGCCGGACUGCGGUGCCAACGUGGAGAUCCCUGCACUCGGACAUCUCUAACAGAUUUGGGACUUUUGUGGCUGCCCUGACUUGAAGAAGGAAGGAAACGAGGAGGAGGAGGAGGAGGAGGAGGAGGAGGAGAGGAAGAGGAAAAGUGGGUGGUUUUCUUCUGUUCUUUUUAUGUUUAACCAGCCGCUGCUACUAGUUGGACAGUUUUUCUAGGUUGGUAUCUGUUUAGCGGCAUACAGACUGGCAAGGGUUAAUUUAAAACAAACUCAACCUUUUUAAAAAAAGAAAGAAGGAAGGAAAGAAAAGAACAGCUGCCAUUUCUACUGCCGGAGGAGGAGCACCGAACGAAGGAGUCAGCGAUGUGGCCAAGCAGGGCCUUCUCCACCAGGGCUGGGAAGCAGGAUGGGUUCAGGAUUUUCCCCUCCCCCCUCCUUUUAAGAUUGAGAUGGUAAUCUGGAGAGCAGCACCGAAGUCCAAACUUCGGGUUUGGGAAAUUGCCUCCCCAAAAGCCAUCCAAGGGAUCCUCCCCACGAGCCUUUGCCUUUCCUGCCCACCACAGCCAAACCAUCAAUGCUCAGCCAAGGAUCCAGGCAGCUCUUUGUCUCAUUGGAGAGCGAGAAGGCGGGUGGGCGGGCGAGCGAGGAGGUGGGGGGAUGCAAGAUGAUCUCUUGCCUCCCCUCCCCACCUCAUUUUGCUGCUGCCUGAUUUCUGCUUUCUGGCACUAAGCUUCACAUUGCCUGUUUUCCUUGAAUGUGUGUGUGUGUGUGUGUGCGUGCGUGUGUGUGUGUGUGUGUGCAGGGGUGCGCGCGCGCACUUAGUGGCAGCUCUGCUCUCAGGGUCUGCCGGGCUCCACUUGACAGCUGAGUGCCUUUCCUGGAGAGGGGAGGGAGGGGGCCGCGUGCUCCCAGCCAGCAGCCCAGCCGCCUUGCUCCAGCCGGGUCCUCCUGCCCUGCCAACAGCCUCUCAUUGUCUUCCUCUGUUUCCUGCAGAGAGAGGCCCCUCUGCGGAGCGGGUCUGGAGAGCGGAGGGAGGUCCGAGGCAGCAGGAUGAGGCUUCCUCCUGCUCCUGGGCGGUGGCUGCUCUUGCUGCAAGGGAUUCAAAGCGGCAGAGCCGUGGGAGAAGGUCAACAGAGGUGCCAGCCUCACCAGAGGAAACGGAAGAGCCAGGCAACCACGAUGCCCCCGGGGUGGUAUUUCCAGCCUCAGGUUGGCAUUUCUAGCAGCAGGGAGGCUGCUCCGAGUCAGCCCCCCUGGUGCCUCAGGUGGGUCCUGCCCAGUGCUCAGUCUUGGUUGUGUGUGUGGGGGGGGGAGCAAGGUGUCCUCUGCAGAGCAGGCCCAGUUCCCACCCACAGCAAGCUCCCCACCCCGGUUGCUUUUUCUUCUUUGAAAUCUGGGAAACCUAUGGGGUGCAUUUCUUUUUUAAUGUCUUGGAUUUUUUGUGGUCUUUUUCCCCCUUUUUGCGGACAGUAAAAUUUUGAUCAGCCUCCUGUCCUGGCUGUCUGCACCUGUCCGGGGAGGUUUGUUCGUGGCUCAGAGGGAGCAGCACCAUGAUUCUGCUCCUCUACCAGCCUGUGGAGUUGCCCCACGGAGGGUUUUCUCCUGCCCUCCCCAUCUGGGGACCCUCAUCUUGCCAGAAAUCUGCAAGAAGUGAGUCAGGAGGUGGGUCUUUAUUCUGUUAUUUUCUGAAAAUAAGCUUUUGUAAGAAGAAAAACCAGCACAGUGGAAUUGAAGCAUUAAAAUAAGAAUAACAACCACAAAGAAAAUCCUAAAUAAAGAGCGACAAUGUUAAAAUGCAAACUUUAAAAACACAGCAAACUCAAACUUCAUUCAGGCAAAGAGAAAAAUAUUUUCAAGUGAUGUUUAAAAAUUACUGGAAAAUAGCUUUAACAGCAAAACAAUAAAAUAAAAAUAGAGUUGUCAGAAAUUAUCAGAAAACUGCCUACUGAAAGCAUUUAGUUGAGUAACAUCCUGCACUGUGAAGAAAAGGAAAGGAAGAAAACCCUGAGGAUUGCAGAACUGUUCAGGCAGAGGGCCAGUGAUUCCUCCGAAAAUCACUGGAAACCUGCUGAAGACACACACAAGAGCACACACAAAUGGGUCUUUUUUUGAGGGCAGAGCUGGGUGCCCUCCUCUGCUAAACUGGGCCAUAGCCACUAUCAAAGCGGGUGUGGGGCACCUGAGGGCACAGGCACCCCUUUGCAAGAAACAACUUUGCGGCUAAACCAGGCCAAGCUUUUCUGAGGACUCUGCAAACAGCCCCUCGUCUUCUCUGGAAAGGCUUCGGGGGGGGGGCGAGGUGCUCCUCAGCCAAAGGUCCAGAACUGCUCUGCACAAUUAACAGCAGCUUUUCUGAUGGGGAAAAGCAAUCUAAAAUAAGCCAGCCAUUUUAACCAAGAUUUUAGGAUAAAAUUAAGUUUAGGGGGACUUGCCAAUUUUUUUUCUUGGUUUCAUUCCUGCCAGAAUUCCCCAGCCAUCGCAGCUUUAAAAACAAAUCCUAAAAGAAAAGGAUGUCCUUAUUUUCAUUGUACUGGAAAAGAGCCCCUUCCCCUCCCUUCCCCUCCCCUCCCAGCCAAAUCCCUCCUGCUCAGUCCGAAGAAGAAGCAAAGUUAUUGCACAUGUAAAAUAUUAACAUGGAGGGCAACUUGUAAUCUCCCCUUCCCGCCUCUUCCCCUCGCCCAUCCCCUUUUCUGGGAAUUUAGUUUAAAUUGGUUUCUCAAGGCUUGGUUGGAAGACUGUGACAAAAGCUCAUAAAAAGUGAGUGUUAUUUUCUUUCUUUUUUAAAUAUGUAAAGUGCAGUCUUCUCUAUUCAUGCAUAUUGUAUAUAUCUGUAUAUGUUUUACUGAGCAACUAAAUAACAAUAAAUAUGAUGUUAAUGGUGA
This is a messenger RNA of Pantherophis guttatus, 6642 nucleotides long. It is a transcript of the gene MN1, whose product is annotated as MN1 proto-oncogene, transcriptional regulator. The record is from RefSeq and is a predicted model, not a curated record. Gene Ontology annotation, biological process: regulation of DNA-templated transcription. NCBI's taxonomy places the organism in Eukaryota, Metazoa, Chordata, Lepidosauria, Squamata, Colubridae.